AUGCAAACCGCCUCCACGAGGACCUGCGGCGAAGUGCGCGAGCAGUACGGCAUCCACCGUGUGGAGGCGGCCUUCCAGACAAUUGACGCUAUCAACCGCAAUCCGGCCAUCCUCCCCAACAUUACGCUGGGCAUUGAGAUUCGCGACAGCUGCUGGUACUCGGCCAUCGCCCUGGAGCAGUCGAUUGAGUUUAUCCGCGAUGCGAUGGCCGCCUCAGAGGAGAAGGCCUUUGCAGCGGCCUCCAGUCCUGGAGGUGGUGGCACGCCCUGUCCGAAGGCGGUGAAGAAGGCGAAGAACAUCGUAGGCGUCGUCGGCCCCGCCUCCAGCACCAACUCCAUUCAGGUGCAGAAUCUGCUGCAACUCUUUAACAUUCCGCAGAUUGGCUACUCCGCCACCAGCAAGGACCUGAGCGAUAAAAACUUCUUCAAGUUCUUCCUCCGUGUCGUGCCCUCUGACUUUCACCAGGCGCAGGUGAUGACCAGCCUCUUUGCACACUACAACUGGACCUACGUGUCGGUCAUCUACACAGACGGAAGUUACGGCAGCGGCCUGAUGGAGAUCUUCAAGUCAAACGCCCAGGAGAUGGGCAUUUGCAUCGCCCACAUGGAAUCGAUUCCGGCGAAUGGAGAGAACGCCGUUUUUGAGGCGGUGGUCCACUCGCUGAUGAAGUACCCCAACGCCCGAGUGGUGGCCUGCUUCUGCGAGGGCAGCUCCGUCAAAGAGUUGUUGCGGGCGAAGAAGCGCCUCAAUCUCACCACCGAGUUUCUCCUUGUGGGCAGUGACGGCUGGUCUGACCGCCCUGACGUGGUGAAGGGCGUAGAGAAGGAGGCGCAGGGCAGCCUGACGGUGCGCAUCUACUCGCCCUUUGUGCGCGACUUUGACGACUACUACUUCGGCCUGACGCCGGCCAACAACCGCCGCAACCCGUGGUUCAAUGAAUUUUGGGAGCGGCAGAUGAACUGCAGCCUGCGCAAUGCCACCGGCCAGGUGAUCAACCACCCCAACAAUGUCACCUUCAGCCGACCGUGCACCGGCGAGGAACGGCUGUCGGACUUUGUCAGCCGCCGCCGACCGCGCUACAAACAGGACAACAAGAUGUCCUUUGUGAUCAAAGCCAUCUGGACGAUGGCCCACGGGCUGCACAGCAUGCAGCAGGAGAUCUGCGGGCCCCGGGUGGCCGGCCUGUGCAGUGACAUGCUGCCGGUGAAUGGGAGCGUCCUCUUGCAGCACCUGAACCGCGUCCGCUUCAACUGGGACGGCGACCUGGUGGAGUUCGACAAGCACGGCGACCCGCCGGGCCGCUACGACAUCAUGAACUUCCAGGAGCUGAAGAAGGGCGAGUUUGAGUACGUCCAGGUCGGAGAGUGGAUCAGCAGUGACCAGCACACCAGUCGACGGGCGGAGUUUCCCAACUUUUCAGUGGGGGGCGCCAAGGAGACCGCAGCUAAGCCGGGCAGUGGUGAGAAGAUGAUGAUGGGAGGGAUGAUGAACAAUGGCGGCGGGGAUGGCAAAGAUAACAAUGGCGGCGGAAAUGGUGGCGGUGGUAAAGAUCAGGAGCGGAAGGUGCAGGAGAGCCUGACUGGUUUCCGCAUCUUCAAGACGGUGCAGUGGCCGAGGAAGCCGGAUCUGGUCAUUGCCUCCAACUAUACGGGAGUUUUCAAAGUGCCCAACAAGCACACGCCCAUUCCUGUGUCGGUUUGCUCGCAGCCCUGUCCAAAGGGGACGGCAAAGAACAUUCAAUCUGACUCAGUUAAAUGCUGUUGGAUUUGCGUGCCUUGCCGCGAGAAUGAGUAUCUGACCAAAGAGGAAAAGUGCAAACCGUGCAAGAUUGGCACCUGGCCUAAUGAGGACCUAACUGGCUGCAAACCCAUUCCCGUAGAGUUCAUCCGCUGGACGGACACCGCCUCGCUGGUCUCCAUCAGCACCUCCCUGCUCGGCUUCACCAUGACCCUCUUCACGAUGGUCGUUUUCAUCCGCCACAACAACACGCCCAUCGUCAAGUCGAGCACCCGCGAGCUCUCCUACAUGAUCCUCUUUGGCAUGUUCCUCUGCCACAGUACCACCUUUGCGCUGAUAGCGAAGCCCUCGAAGAUCACCUGCUACAUCACCCGCAUCCUGCCCGGCCUCAGCUUCGCCAUCAUGUACGCCGCCCUGGUCACCAAGACGAAUCGCAUUGCGCGCAUUCUCGCCGGCAGCAAGAAGCGCAUCAUCACCAAGAAGCCCCGCUUCAUGUCGGCCACCGCCCAGGUGGUGAUCACCUGGCUGCUGAUCAGCGUCGAGGUGGGCAUCAUCGUGACGGUGCUCAUCAAGGAGCCGGUCGAUAAGAUGUUCAAGUAUCCGUCGCUCAAUAGGGUGAUGCUCACCUGCAACACUAAAGUGCUAGGCAUUUCCGCCCCACUGGGCUUUGACUUUGUCCUCAUCGGCUUCUGCACACUGUACGCCAUCAAAACGCGAAACGUUCCGGAGAAUUUCAACGAGGCCAAGUUCAUUGGCUUCACGAUGUACACGACGCUGGUCAUCUGGAUCGCCUUUGUGCCGAUCUACUACAACUCCGACGAGAACGUCAUCAGCCUCAGUCUGUGCAUCAGCUUCAGCGCCAUCGUCGCCCUCUUCCUCCUCUUCUUCCCCAAGCUGUACAUCAUGCUCUUCAAACCGGAAAAGAACAACCGCAGCUACUUCACCACGGCAAAGAACGUCCGCUGUCACAUCGGCUACAUGGCCGCGCAGUUGCCCUCCUCUUCGACGACGACGAUGGGCGGAAAGGGAGAUUCGGCCAACUAUGGUGGAAGUACCUCCAUUUCCGGUGGAGGAGGAGGUGGUGAUAUGGGCAAAGGCGUCAGUCGACACUCUUCUCACUCGACGUCGGACUUUAGCAUUGAGUCGCCGAGCGGUACCCACUACCGAAAGCUUGACAUUGCCGCCCUCAAUGCAAACAAUCAAAGCGGCGGUGGAGCUGUGUCGACCAUAUCAGGCGGAGCAAACAACAACAAUCACUCCAAAGGCAAGGGAAUGACUGGCAAAGGGGGCGACCAGCUGAAGAUGAACAAAACUCGUGGCAGCGGCGGCGGCUUUGGUCGAGUUGGCGGCAACAAAAGUGGUGGCGGCGGCUUCUUCAGCCGACUUCGCAUCAGCAAACAGGACAAAAUUGCCGCCAAUGUUCAAGAGCACAUUAGAGCC
This is a messenger RNA of Rhagoletis zephyria (snowberry fruit fly), 3177 nucleotides long. The record is from RefSeq and is a predicted model, not a curated record. NCBI's taxonomy places the organism in Eukaryota, Metazoa, Arthropoda, Insecta, Diptera, Tephritidae.